Messenger RNA from Colletes gigas, 1628 nucleotides. RefSeq names its product ruvB-like helicase 1 (gene pont). Bases 107 to 1477 code for a protein of 456 amino acids. Gene Ontology annotation, biological process: chromatin remodeling; regulation of transcription by RNA polymerase II; box C/D snoRNP assembly. Lineage: Eukaryota; Metazoa; Arthropoda; Insecta; Hymenoptera; Colletidae. The record is from RefSeq and is a predicted model, not a curated record. Gene Ontology annotation, molecular function: ATP hydrolysis activity; DNA helicase activity; ATP binding. Gene Ontology annotation, cellular component: Ino80 complex; NuA4 histone acetyltransferase complex; Swr1 complex. The transcript is spliced from 4 exons.
AGGAAGCCGGCUCAUCAGAGAUUAUAUUAUUAGAUUUUAUGAAGAGAAAGAAGAAUGGUGGUAGGUAAGGUACUGAAUAUUUAUUCACUCAUUAAAAUUUAAAAGAAUGAAGAUCGAAGAAGUAAAAAGUACUGCCAAAACUCAAAGAAUUUCAGCUCAUACGCAUAUAAAAGGUUUAGGUCUUGAUGAAAAUGGGAUAGCAAUACAGACUGCGGCAGGCCUCGUCGGUCAAGAAAUGGCUCGCGAGGCUGCUGGGAUAGUGGUUGAUAUGAUAAAAUCUAAGAAGAUGGCUGGCCGAGCAGUAUUAUUAGCUGGUCCACCCGGUACAGGGAAAACAGCAAUUGCGCUUGCCAUUGCUCAAGAGUUAGGCAACAAAGUACCAUUCUGCCCUAUGGUGGGCUCAGAAGUCUAUAGUUCUGAGAUAAAGAAGACAGAAGUCCUUAUGGAGAACUUCAGACGAGCUAUUGGUCUGAGAAUUAAAGAAACUAAAGAAGUAUAUGAAGGAGAAGUGACAGAAUUGACUCCAGUUGAAACAGAAAAUCCAAUUGGUGGAUAUGGGAAAACAGUGUCUCAUGUGGUUAUUGGGCUUAAAACUGCUAAAGGUACAAAACAGUUAAAGUUGGAUCCUGCCAUAUAUGAGUCUCUGCAGAAAGAGAAGGUAGAAACAGGAGAUGUGAUUUACAUCGAAGCAAACAAUGGCGCUGUGAAAAGACAAGGCAGAAGUGAUAAUUUUGCUACAGAGUUUGAUUUAGAAGCAGAGGAGUAUGUCCCUUUACCUAAGGGUGAUGUGCACAAGAAGAAAGAAGUAAUUCAGGAUGUAACAUUGCAUGAUUUAGAUGUUGCUAAUGCCAAGCCGCAAGGUGGCCAGGAUAUUAUGUCCAUGAUGGGUCAAUUAAUGAAACCUAAGAAAACAGAAAUUACAGAUAAAUUACGCAAGGAAAUAAACAAAGUAGUAAAUAAAUACAUUGAUCAAGGAAUUGCAGAACUAGUACCAGGGGUUCUGUUUAUAGAUGAGGUGCACAUGUUAGACAUAGAAACAUUCACUUAUCUUCACCGUGCACUGGAAAGUGCCAUUGCCCCUAUAGUUAUUUUUGCUACAAAUCGCGGACGCUGUGUAAUUAGGGGAACAGAAGAUAUUGUAUCUCCUCAUGGAAUACCUCUUGAUCUUUUAGAUAGGUUACUCAUCAUACGAACACUUCCAUACUCUAGAGCAGAAAUAGAACAAAUAGUUAAAUUAAGAGCUAUGACAGAAGGAUUGCAAAUCGAAGACGAAGCUUUCGCUACCCUUGGCGAAUUAGGAACAAAAACAACCCUCAGAUACGUUGUACAACUUUUAACACCUGCUGCAUUAACAGCAAAAGUUAACGAGAGAACAAUAGUUAGAAAAGAAGACAUAAAGGAAGUAGGAUCGCUUUUCUUAGAUGCAAAGUCCUCUGCCAAAAUUCUUACACAAAAUAAAGAUAAAUAUAUGAAAUAAACAUUCGAUUGAUUGUUACUUAACAAACUGUUUAUCAAUUUCCUUAUGAUAUAGUUUAAGUAUUGAGCCAUGUAUAGUUUUAUUAUAUUUAUAUGUCUCUAGCUGGUUUAAUUUAAGUUUUAUAAAUAAAAUUACAUUUUUAUGAACUCUA